Neltuma alba is the source of this 852-nucleotide messenger RNA. Its product is annotated as aquaporin TIP4-2-like. Gene Ontology annotation, biological process: transmembrane transport. The record is from RefSeq and is a predicted model, not a curated record. Gene Ontology annotation, cellular component: membrane. The coding region runs from base 1 to 852 and encodes 283 amino acids. Gene Ontology annotation, molecular function: channel activity. NCBI's taxonomy places the organism in Eukaryota, Viridiplantae, Streptophyta, Magnoliopsida, Fabales, Fabaceae. The transcript is spliced from 2 exons.
AUGGACCUAUCAAACUCCAAAGUUGCAGACGAACAAUUAUCCAAUAACUCUGAUACGAUUUAUGGGGAAAUGUGCUCGGCUAGCAAGAAACCCUUAUGGUCCAAACGUCUUGCUUCCAUAGGAGCCCAUGAUGUUUUCAGACCAGAGGUAUGGAGGGCAGCUUUAACAGAGUUAGUAGCCACAGCCUUACUAAUGUUCACCCUCACAACCUCCAUUAUAGCUUGCUUGGACUCCCACGAGACUGAUCCAAAGCUUCUCGUUCCUUUUGCAGUAUUCAUCAUAGCCUUCCUCUUCUUAAUGGUCACUGUGCCUCUCUCUGGAGGCCACAUGAGCCCGGUUUUCACCUUCAUAGCUGCCUUAAAGGGAGUCAUAACUCUUACACGUGCUCUCCUUUACAUAAUAUCCCAGUGCAUUGGCUCCAUUGUUGGCUUCCUCAUCAUUAAGACUGUGAUGGAUGAGAGAUUAGCACUUACAUAUUCCUUAGGAGGCUGUGCUAUUAGUGGUUUGAAGCAACAAGAAGCUCUGUUAAUAGAAUUUUGUUGCACUUUUGUGGUUUUGUUUGUGGGAGUGACCAUUGCUUUUGACAAGAGGAUGUCCGUUCAUUUGGGACUGCCAAUGCUGUGUUUGGUGAUUGCAGGAGCCAUGGCGUUAGCGGUUUUUGUGUCUAUUGUUGUGACCGGACAGGCUGGAUAUGCUGGCGUGGGCCUAAACCCAGCAAGGUGUUUGGGCCCUGCGUUGCUUCAAGGAGGCCCAUUGUGGAACGGACAUUGGGUAUUUUGGGUUGGGCCCUUCUUAGCCUGCAUUCUCUAUUAUAUUGUCUCUUUGAACCUCCCUAGAGAGAUUUUUGUUUGA